Syngnathoides biaculeatus (alligator pipefish) is the source of this 5974-nucleotide messenger RNA. It is a transcript of the gene accs, whose product is annotated as 1-aminocyclopropane-1-carboxylate synthase homolog (Arabidopsis)(non-functional). Gene Ontology annotation, molecular function: transaminase activity; pyridoxal phosphate binding. The transcript has 16 exons. The coding region runs from base 261 to 3128 and encodes 955 amino acids. The record is from RefSeq and is a predicted model, not a curated record. Lineage: Eukaryota; Metazoa; Chordata; Actinopteri; Syngnathiformes; Syngnathidae. Gene Ontology annotation, biological process: amino acid metabolic process; biosynthetic process.
GCAAGUGCAUUUGACCCGGAUGCACUUUCGUUUUCGGUGCCGAGUACACAAAUUGCAACGUAAACACCAUGUAAAAACAAUGAUUUCAUAAUUUAAGACAUUCCGAAUCGGUCAGAAUCUCCCUCGCGUACCAUGUAGUGACUCGUAUUGGGAUGUGGACGUUUCGCUUCAGGAGAAGUCGGCAAACAUGUUCUUCCAAAACGUGCAAUUUGGAUUUACGCGUUCCAGAUAACGUCGAGUAACCUCCAGCUAGAGGAAGGAUGGACCCUCGCGGCAGGAGGCACGAGCGGGGCAGCAACUGGACCGAUCAAGAGAUCGUAGAGCUACUCCAGCUGUGGUCCGACGAGUCCAUCCAGAUAGAAUUGGAGAGCUCAUUGCGCAACCAACGUGUGUUUGACCGCAUCGCGCUCAUUCUGCGCGAAAAGGGCAUAUAUCGUACAGGCGACCAGUGCAGGGAGAAGAUCAAAAAGAUGAAACUGGAGUACCGUCGUAUUAAGGACAACCACAAGAUGAGAUCUUGGAAAUUUUACGACGUGAUGGAUCGCGUUAUAACCAACCGACCGGCUAUCACAUACUCCACUAUGGGUGGAACAGUAGUUGCACAGCAAGUUUUUCACAGCCCAGGAGGAUAUGACUCGUUCCUGCAGGGAAGCUCCUCACUAGGUUCCUUUGGUCCAGCUUCUUCAGGUGGGUUUCUGUUUGGUCAGCCCCCUAAGACUGGAGACCCACUGGAUGUAAAAUGUGAGGAUGUUGAGGAAAGUCUGUUGAACACUGAUAUUGCACAACCAGAUAUGUAUUACAGAUCAGGAGAUGAACAGGAAACCGAUGGACAAUCUUUACUGGAAACAGAGGAUACACUGGGUCAAGGAGAAAAUUCUGCUCAUUCAAGAAUUUCACCUUCAGACAAUGUUCCUGUGCCACAUGAUGCAUCUAAGGAGGGCCUCCGUCCCCUGGCUGCAGUAAGACAAAGGAGGCGUCGUAAAGCAGGAAAAACCGCCUGUAGCCACGGAAGUGGGAAAUGUGGCAGCCAGGGGCCUCUCGACAAAGCGCUCGCCAGCUUCCUCGUGUGGCAGCGGUGUGCCGAAGAUCGCCUCCUUUCCCUGGAGGAGGCACGGCUAGAGAAAGAGUUGCAAGCUGAUGAGCGGAGACAGCACCAAGAAGAGAGGAGAGUAGAACAAGACCGCCAGCAUGAGCUGCGCCUGUUCAGCAUGCUUACUGGGGCAUUAGCCGCAGUCAGACAGGGUGCUGUGACCACAGAAUCAACACCCAGCAACACUCCUGUCUCCCUGGUAGAUCCUGAGUCAGCUUUACUGACUACAUCAGCUGCCUCCUCAGUGCCAUGCGCAUCGGAGCCACAUGCCCUUGCGCACACGGUUUCAACUAAGGAGACAAUAAAGUUGAGGUCGCACCCAUCAUCCAAGGUCUGCACACCAACUGAGAGGGCUUUGGCAUCUGUGAGCGGUGAAAAGUCUCCUGAGCCCAGCAUGUACCUGUCCAACCGCGGUAACAGCAUCCGACAGCAUCGAGCCAUUCUCCAGGAAGGCUUUGCUCAGUAUGGAGCGAACAGAUAUGACAUAGACAACCCUAAUGGUGUCAUCAACAUGGGCACAAGUGAAAACAAGCUCUGCUAUGAUCUUCUUCAUAAAAGGUUGACCCAGUCUGACAUGCUCCAUGUUGACCCAGCACUGUUGCAAUAUGGUGACUGGAGGGGACAUGCAUUCCUGAGAGAAGUGGUUGCAAAGUUUCUCACUCACUACUGCCGUUGUCCAAAGCCAUUGAAAGCUGACAAUGUUGUGGUGAUGAAUGGAUGUAGUGCCCUUUUCUCAUGCAUUGCAGCAGUCAUUUGUGACCCCAAAGAUGCCAUUCUCAUUCCAAGUCCCUUCUAUGGUGUUAUUACUGAGGAUCUGCAGUUGUACAGUGAUGUCAAGUUGUUUCAUGCCCCUCUCGACUGUGAGGAUAGUAACAAAGAUGACCGACCUUUUCACCUCACCGUGAGCAAGCUGGAUGAAGCUAUACAAAGGGCUAAGCAAGAGGGGGCGAACAUUCGGGCUAUUAUACUGAUGAACCCCCACAAUCCUCUUGCCGAGAUCUACAGCCCAAAGGAGAUGCUUUCCUUCUUGGAGUUUGCCAAAAGAAAUGAGCUCCAUGCCAUCGUAGAUGAAGUUUACAUGCUGACCGUGUUUGAUGAGUCAGUUACAUUUCAUAGUGUCCUCAGUCUGGAUAGUUUGCCCGACCCACAGAGGACACAUAUAAUGUGGGGGCUGAGCAAGGACUUUGCAAUGGCUGGAAACAGACUAGGCACUCUGUAUACCGAGAACCUAGACCUUGUGGAGGCUUUGGCCCAAUUGGGCUCAUUCCAUGGUAUCUCAGGGACAACUCAGCACCAGGUUGCACAACUUCUCCAGGACCAAGAGUGGAUAAGCAAAAAGUUUUUGCCUGAGAAUAGACGCAGAUUGAAAGCUGCUCACCGCUACCUGACAGAUGAGUUGCAGACAAUGGACAUUCACUACCUGGACAGGCCUGCUGCUUUGUAUGUGUGGGCUGACUUCAGGAAGUUUCUCAGAGCACCAUCAUUUGAGGAGGAGUUGUGUAUGUGGCGGUGCUUCCUCAAACACAAAGUGGUAUUGAGCUGUGGGCAAGCCUUCUCCUGCUCUACACCUGGCUGGUUUCGCAUCGUAUUUGCCAACCAGCAGCACCACCUUCAACUUGGACUGAAAAGAAUUAGAGAGGCCUUAAAAGAAAUCAAAGAAAGCAGUGCCGACAGGGAUUCAUCCAUUGUCAAAGAAGCCAGUGAAGAAAACAGGAGACCGGUGAAAGAGGACUGUGCUCCUUCAGACAAUGUCAUUAUUGAAAAUUCCACUUCAUCCCCCCAUAGCAAGUCAGCUGACCAGCUGAAAGAGAAGGCAUGUUCUGUUCCUGACACGAGUUCUCUGGGACCCGAUGAGUUUGUGUUGCAUGACUGCCAAGCCUCUAAGCCUGCAGAGAACCUUGACUCACUGAUUGGUACGCUGAAGCAACAAAUCCGCUCCUCCAAUUGGCUAGAAAAAAACACGCCAGAACGGUCUGCGGGGGAGGACCCAGAGAUUCUUGAUGUGUUUAAAGCCCUGUUGGAACGAGCCAGAAAGUAAGUUAUGGACAAACAGGCGAAUAUGUGACUGCCAAAUUACAGCACACAGCCCUUAAGAAUCUCUGAAAUCACUUUAUCUUCAUGGCAAAAAGCUUGACGAGAACAGGCGGCAGGAGGCGGUUGAUUUUUGACCGUCCCUUUUUUGGAAAGUUACUGCUGAGAAAAGGACAAGAAGAAUAGGGAAGUUUUGAGAUGAGAUUGUAUAACUGGAAUGAUGCCUUAUAGUUAAGUGUUGAUCAGAGACUGGUUUUCCAUUUAUAAUUCAUCCAUAUUCAGAAUGUUAGUAGGGUAAAUUAUAUCCCAAUGUAACUCAAUCAAAAUUAUUUCAUCAAAUUAAUUAUGAGCCAAUUUCCUUUUAUUUCAAUGUUCCUUGUAUGCACUUUAUUAUGAAACUUUUACUUUACUGAACAAUAUGUUGAUAGUCUUUGCAGUAUAGUUAUACAAUGUAUUUUAUGUACAAAAGUAUUAAAGUGGCACUAAGGAAGCACAAAAAAAUGACAUGUAAAUUUGACACACCGCAGAGAAGAGUAAUGUUAACAAGCCUGCCAUCUUUUAAAAAUCGCUGAGUGUCUAAAAUAAGGUUUCAAACCUUGAAUAAUAGGGCCACAUCUCCACUCUCAGAUGCUGUGUGUGUGUCGAAAGGGCACGCCAAAAGGAAUCAAAUAUUCUGAGGGGGUGAUAGCUUAUAAAAUGUAAAAUCCCAUAAAGAGGCUCAACUUCAAAACUGAAUAGAUAUACCUAUAUAUGACAACAGUAGGACGGGAGAAGGAAGCCCGUAUCAUUAGAUAGUCGGCACGCCCCCAUUCACUAGUAUCAAGUUAACCACGAACCCAUGUUGUCUCUGGUGAAACUAUGCAAAACCACAUCCAUCCAUCCAUCUUCUAUCGUCUAUUGAAGGUUGGGUCGUGGGGCAGUAGCUUUAGCAGGGAUGCGCAGACUUCCCUUUCCCCACCCACCUCAAACGCAAUAUUUUUGUGAGAUUCAGCAGGCUACAAUUCGCUGGCUGAAAUUCAACUAGCUACAAUUCGCUGUCUGAAAUUCACUGUCUAAAUUCAGUGUUAGUCACGUGAUGUCACAUACUAAGAAAGCGUAACUCGAUUGGCUGUGUGUUGGGUUAAGACCUCAAGUAACCCUGCCUUCUUAACACUGAAUUUAGAUGGUGUAUUUCAGAGAGCAAAUUGUUGCCAGUUGAAUCUCAGAAGACUGAAAAUAUUGCGUUUAAAUUUUUUUAUAUGGCAAAUUUGUUAACAUUGAAAUGUUAAACUGAAAUACACCUAUUGGAAAAGGUGAUCGCUUUGACAAUGUGAAUUUUACAACAUAAAACUUUCAGUGGCAUUUUUAAUUAAAAUCCUGGUGACACAAUUUACUUUCAUAAUCCAUCACUUUUUCUUUUACUUAUAUAAACUUACCCCCAAAGUCAUUGCUCUGUUGAAAGUUUACAAAACUGUCGAUUGUACAAUACACACUGCAGAGUUCUGUUGAUGUUGAACUUGCCAUCUGCUUGUCUUUAAAAAGUCAAUUCGUCACUUUUUAUUUCCGAAUUUUUGUGGAGCUUCGAAAAAAUGUCACUGAGCUGUUCUGUAAAUGGAGGCAUCCAGUGAAGACAUAUUUUCAAGCAAUCGUUCGCUUGCUAACUGCACGCUGCAGCGGUAAAUGGGCCUUGUUAUGGACCCUAAGCAUAGGUAUCUCUCAACUGAGCAGCCAAACGAAACAACAGCACUUUGUCCAUGCAGUUGGGCAAAACGGUAUUUAGUCAGGCACCAAUUGUGUAAGUUCUCCACUUAACAAGAUUAAAGAGGCCUUUUUUUCCGUCAUAGAUAUACCCCACCUGUGAGAGACAAAGUGAGGAAAAAAAUACUGAAAAUCACAUCUGAUUUUUAUAAUUUAUUAGGAAAUUGUAGCAAAUUAGUAUUUGGUCAUCUAGAAACAAGCAAGACUUCUGGCUCUCAUAAACCUGUAACUUCUGUUAGAGGCACCUCUGUCCUCCACCUGUGACCUGUGUUAAUGGCACCUGUUUGAACUCAUUAGUAUAAAAGACACCUGUCCACACUCCAAACUCCACUAUGGCCAAGACCAAAGAUCUGAGACCAAAGGAAACCAGAAACAUAAUCGUGGACCUGCACCAGAGUAGGAAGACUGAAAAUGCUAAAGGACAGUCAAUCAAGAAAUCAACCGUGGGAGCAAUUAUUAGAAAAUAGAAGAUAUACAAUAUCACGGCUAAUCUCCCUCAAUCUGGGUCUCCACGCAAGAUCUUAUCACGUGGGGUCAAAAUUUUCAUAAGAAUGGUCAGCAAAAAUCCGAGAAUCACACCGGGAAACUUAGUGAAUGACCUGCAAAGAGCUGGGAUCAAAGUAACAAAGACUACCAUCAGUAACACACUACGCUACCAGGGACUCAAAUCUUGCGGUGCCAGACGUGUCGCUUUGCUUAAACCUGUACAUGUCUAGGCCUGUCUGAAGUUUGCAAGAGAGUAUUUGGAUGAUCCAGAAUAGGAUUGGAAGAAUGUCAUAUGGUCAAUUAGGUAGGUAAAUUAGAAAUUUUGGUAAAAACUCAACUUGGAGUCCUUGGUGAAGAAAGAAUGCGGCUUUGCAUCCAAAGAAUACCAUACCUACUGUGAAGCAUGGGGGUAGAAACAAACUUUGAGACUGAUAUUCUGAAAAGGGACCGGGAUGCCUGAUCCAUGUUAAAGUGUAUGGAAUGUCUAAUUUCUAACGGAAAUUGUAUUAUUUAGGUGAAAAUAUAUAUUAUUCAACUGUUCCAUAAAAUGUAUAUUCUGUUUGAUGUUUUUAACAAAAAAUAUUGGUGUUUAUGAAUUAAACUCUGUGAACUUUGACCUAGUUUCUCUUA